CGGAGUGUGGAUAGAAUAGAAGAAAUACACAGCACAACAUCCGCCAAUCAGAAUUCAGAAAAUCACACAGACCAAAUCAACAAAUCCUCCACUUCACAUCUCCAAAAACCCCCCCUAGCCUCUCUCAUCAAGGAGCAAAAGUCAAUAAUUUUGCUCCGAAGCCUGCCACACUCCACUAACCUUUUACAUCCAAAUAAAAAAAAGGAAGCCAGACCAAACCAACAACCACACGCCCCCUCCUCCAUCUCCACAAACUCGCAACAAGUAAAACCCCUGUCUGAAAUCGUCUCCUAACGCUGAAUGGCUGUUGCGAGUGGAUUUGCGACAACUAUUUCGGGUGCCAAAAUGGAGACAUUGCUAUCGUUGAAUUCUUCUUCUUAUUCUACAUCAUCUGUAUUCUUUGUUUUGCCACAGGAUAUGCGGGUUUCUUGCAAACCCCCUAGAAAUAAUUAUAGGAGAAGAGUCUUGCUGAAUAAUAAAGGAGGGGGGGUGAGAUGCGAGGUUUCUACUGCUUCGAAUGAUGUUGCUCUUGCUGCUGAAAUUGACCCGGCUAGAGUCUCUAGCAUGUCUGCUCUUGAACAGCUCAAGACCUCUGCUGUUGACAGAUAUACAAAAGAGAGGGCUAGCAUCGUGGUAAUUGGGCUUAGUAUUCACACCGCACCAGUUGAAAUGCGCGAAAAGCUUGCCAUUCCAGAAGCUGAAUGGCCCCGAGCUAUCGGGGAGCUUUGUGGUUUAAAUCACAUAGAAGAAGCCGCUGUGCUUAGCACUUGCAAUAGAAUGGAAAUAUAUGUUGUUGCCCUAUCUCAGCAUCGCGGGGUCAAAGAAGUGACUGAAUGGAUGUCAAAGACAAGUGGUGUCCCUGUUUCUGAAAUUUGUGAACACCGGUUUUUGCUGUACAAUAAUGAUGCUACACAGCAUCUGUUUGAAGUAUCUGCUGGUCUUGACUCGCUUGUUCUUGGAGAAGGUCAGAUUCUUGCUCAAGUUAAACAAGUUGUCAAAGGUGGCCAAGGGGUUGUUGGUUUCGGGAGGAACAUUAGUGGGCUGUUUAAGCAUGCAAUCACUGUUGGAAAGCGGGUUAGAACCGAGACAAAUAUCGCUGCUGGGGCUGUUUCCGUGAGCUCAGCUGCUGUUGAACUAGCUUUGAUGAAGCUCCCUGAAUCUUCUCAUGCCAGUGCCAGAAUGUUGGUAAUUGGGGCAGGGAAGAUGGGGAAGCUUGUCAUUAAACACUUAGUAGCAAAAGGUUGCACAAAGAUGGUAGUUGUAAACAGAACAGGGGAUAGAGUUGCAGCCAUCCGCGAGGAGUUGAAGGAUGUUGAGAUCAUAUACAAGCCCUUUCCAGAUAUGCUAACUUGCGCUGCUGAAGCUGAUGUUGUUUUCACAAGCACAUCAUCAGAAACUCCAUUAUUUGUGAGAGACGAUGUUAAAGAUCUUCCUCCUGUUGGUUCAGAAGUUGGGGGUUCGAGGCUAUUUGUUGAUAUCUCUGUUCCCAGAAAUGUGGGUUCAUGUGUCAGCGACCUUGAAAAUGUGCGAGUUUACAAUGUUGAUGACCUGAAGGAGGUUGUGGCUGCUAACAAAGAAGACCGCCUGCGAAAAGCAAUGGAAGCUCAGGCAAUCAUUAAUGAAGAAUCAAAACAAUUUGAAGCCUGGAGGGAUUCACUGGAGACUGUUCCUACCAUCAAGAAAUUGAGGGCUUAUGCUGAGAGAAUCAGACUUGCAGAGCUGGAGAAAUGCCUUUCAAAAAUGGGUGAUGAUAUCUCAAAGAAAACAAGGAGAGCAGUGGAUGAUCUUAGCCGUGGUAUAGUGAACAAGCUCCUUCAUGGUCCGAUGCAGCACCUGAGAUGUGAUGGUAGUGACAGCCGGACUCUCAGCGAGACCCUUGAGAAUAUGCAUGCUCUUAACAGAAUGUUCAGCCUCGAGACAGAAGUGGCUGUUUUGGAACAAAAGAUUCGAGCCAAACAAAGCCAGAAGUAAGUUCCAACAUAAAAUAGCUUAAUGACACUUCAUUAACCUCCGAAUUGAAUAAGAGGAAAUCUUCCUCAACUUUCUGUGAAUGCUGCCCCCAAGUGUAAACUUCACUUUUUUAUGAGUGAACUGUGAUUCCCUUGAAGGAACACGUCCAUUGAUUUAUUUGGUGCAAUACACUGUUUUCAAUUUGGAAA
Molecule: messenger RNA, 2159 nt
Organism: Populus trichocarpa (black cottonwood)
Lineage: Eukaryota; Viridiplantae; Streptophyta; Magnoliopsida; Malpighiales; Salicaceae
Product: glutamyl-tRNA reductase 1, chloroplastic
Exons: 3
Coding region: 301-1971 (556 amino acids)
Biological process (GO): tetrapyrrole biosynthetic process
Molecular function (GO): NADP binding; glutamyl-tRNA reductase (NADP+) activity
Source: RefSeq, a predicted model, not a curated record